Molecule: messenger RNA, 759 nt
Organism: Ilex paraguariensis (yerba mate)
Lineage: Eukaryota; Viridiplantae; Streptophyta; Magnoliopsida; Aquifoliales; Aquifoliaceae
Source: the annotation of a GenBank genome assembly
AUGAGGAAUCUCAUCUCUCUCACGUCCUUUAACGUUCUCCUCCAUGUUCUUCUUCUUACCAUCCUCUCAUCACUGAACUCAUGCUCAGGCAUACUAGACAAGAAGGACGCCAAUCUGAUAGACAGUACCUGCAAGCACACACCCUAUUACCAGCUCUGCGUCUCAACGUUGAGAUCAAACCCUAAAAGCUCCACCGCCGACGUUACCGGUCUUGGCCUCAUCAUAGUCGGUGUCGUAAAAUCGAAAUCAACCCAGGCGCUUAGCAGCAUCAACAUGUUUUUGCGCUCGAAGCCGGAGUUGAAAAUUCCGUUGAAAAAUUGCGCCGAAUCGUACAAAGUAGUUCUCACCGCUGAUUUGCCUGAAGCUGUUGAGGCAUUGACGAAAGGUGAUCCUAAGUUUGCUGAAGAUGGGAUGAAUGACGCUGCCAGGGAGGCCCAAUCAUGUGAGAGCGGCUUUAGUUUGAAGAAAUCGCCACUGACUGGUUUGAACGGAGCUGUGCAUGAUCUCUCUGUUGUGGCUGCGUCCAUAGCAAGGAUGCUUUUGUGAGGACUGGAUUCCUCUCUCUUUCCCUAUUCCCCCGCUUGUUUCUGUCUCUUUCCAAACAAGGGCAAGAAGACCUAAUAUGUAAUAGAUUAAAUAUUUUAAUUAGGUUUAAAUAAGAUUUCUCUUUACUUUCUUAAUCAUGUAUCAGUUUGCUAUAGCCUAUAGACUUACAAGCUUAUUUGAUGGCAUUAGGCCUAGGGAAAAAAUAAAUGUUGG